ACGUCACCGCGUGGGGGAAACAACGGCUACUAGAGGGAUGUUUGAGCGCCUCCGCCCCGGUCAGUCGAGGGAUGGCAGAAAGUGGUUUCCGUUCCCUCGUACUGUAGCAGAAUGGGCGAGCGUGGAGCGCUUCUACCUCGAGCCCCCACGAUGUCAGUCCGAGCCGGGCUCGCGGAUUCCUGCCCUGGUUUCCCCUUCCAGGCUUGAGUCGCCGUUGCCCCUGGGCCUCGGCCUAGUGCGACCCGCCACCUCGCUCAGUAGAAACCCUUCUUCGCACCCAGCGUCUGCCGGCUAGUCGGGGAGAGCCCGGCUCCGGGAUGGCCACCCGGGGGCUCCGACCGCCUUUUGGCCGCUGCCUGAACCCAGCUGCCUUUAGGACCCAGGGGAGGUUACUUACCCCGGGCCUAUCCCCAGGGCAAGUUCCUGAUUCCUGAGGUAGAAGAGCCAUCGCCAGGGAGUGGCACCUGUGCCUAGUACCCAGGCCAGAAGCCCCUGUGCCUUGACCCCAGGUAGGCCUCGAAAAAGGCAGCAACGUCCACUCUGCCGCCUCACGGAGAAGAGGCCCCCAGGCUGUGAUCUGGCCCACUGGGACGAGCUGAAGUUGGGAGGCGGGAGAGUGGGUCUCGGUCUCGGGGCACCGGACACCCGGCUGAGGACACUCGAGUCCGGAUCCCGCCGGCCCGCGGCGGGCAGCACCGGGGCCCAGACUGCCAGGCCUCUCUCCUGCCCCCAGGCGCCCCUCCGAGCCCCGGCCAACAUGAAGCUGCACCGCAAGCCCGUGCUCGGGUUCUUCCGCGGGUACCAGGCGCAGGCGCCGGACCAGGAGGGCGUCCUGCUCAAGAAGGGCGCCCGGAACACCAGCUACCAGCGCCGCUGGUUCAUCCUGCGCGGGAACCUCCUCUUCUAUCUGGAGCACCGGGCCGACCGCACACCCCUGGGCCUCAUCCUGUUGGAGAACUGCCAGGUGGCGCCCCGCCUGGGGGCCACGGAGCCCUACGCCUUCACCAUCGUGACCCCCGGGGGCGACGGCAGCGAGGGCGGGCGGGCCUACAAACUGGCUGCAGAAAGCCAGCAGGAGCUGGGCGCCUGGCUGGGGGCGCUGGCCAGGGUGAGCUGGAGGCGACUAGCAGUGCUGUUACCCCCACUCGAGGCCCAGUACCGGGAGCUGUGCCAGGCAGCUGGCCACGAGCCCAGCUCACCCCCAGAGCACCAGGACUUCCUCGCCACCCUCAAUCCUCCCUCUAGCUUCCAGGAAUUACACGAGCGCUUUGGGAAGGAGAUCCGGGUACUACAGCUGGUCCGGGGAGCCCUCCACGAGGCCAAUGACCUCGGAGGCCGCCAGUCCGCAGGAGCUCACCCAUUGUUGAUGGAUGACUGAGAGAUGGACCCAAGGCCAGGAGGCUCCUUCCUGCCGAGAGCAGCAGACUGCUUCCUUAGAGGCACAUAUUUUGGCUUCACCCCUGCAUCCCUCCCCAGUCAUUACUCUAACCCGCUCAUCAAAUAACAAGGCCGGAGACAUGCCCAGCCCACAGGCGUCCAGUGAAACCCAUCAAAUACCUGAUGGAAGUAGGUGCCCUCUGCAGCGGCCUCAGAAACCCCAGUGCCCCACGGCCUGACCGGCUACAGAAGUACCUUCACAGAAGAACAUGUCCCAGACACGC
Messenger RNA from Sorex araneus (European shrew), 1661 nucleotides. RefSeq names its product sesquipedalian-1-like. Bases 758 to 1378 code for a protein of 206 amino acids. Gene Ontology annotation, biological process: receptor recycling; endosome organization; retrograde transport, endosome to Golgi. Gene Ontology annotation, cellular component: recycling endosome; early endosome; trans-Golgi network. The record is from RefSeq and is a predicted model, not a curated record. The transcript is spliced from 2 exons. NCBI's taxonomy places the organism in Eukaryota, Metazoa, Chordata, Mammalia, Eulipotyphla, Soricidae.